Molecule: messenger RNA, 285 nt
Organism: Paramuricea clavata
Lineage: Eukaryota; Metazoa; Cnidaria; Anthozoa; Malacalcyonacea; Plexauridae
Source: the annotation of a GenBank genome assembly
AUGCCUAUGUCUGAUAAUGUUUCUCCAGAAUUCACUCCAGAAUUCACUCCAGAAUUCACUCCAGAAUUCACUCCAGAAUUCGCUCCAGAAUUCGCUCCAGAAUUUACUCCAGAAUUCACUCCAGAAUUCACUCCAGAAUUCACUCCAGAAUUCACUCCAGAAUUCACUCCAGAAUUCACUCCAGAAUUCACUCCAGAAUUCACUCCAGAAUUCGCUAUAUCUUAUCAUGUUCAUCACUUGAUUUGCUGUCGGCCAUCGAUUAGUUUUUUAUGUCCAUUUGGAUGA